AACAAGAAUAUGAAGUUUCUUUCUCUCCACCUUCCCCAUUUUCUGUAAACUUGUCAGAAGAAUGUGACAAUGAAAUAUAUAAUAAUAAAGAGUUUGAACAAGAGGAAUUUUCACUAGAAUAUUUAAAUGAAAUACUUAACAAUAACGAUACUAACUUUGAAAACUUUAAAAAAAAUAAGAGAAAUAAUCAUGAAAAAAUUGAGAAAGAAGAAAUUAUAGACUAUUUGGAAACCACAGAACUUACACCAUGUGUAGUUAUUGAUUUCGUUAAAGUUGACAGAGAUGCAAUUAAAGAGGUUGAUGGUGUUUUGUCAAG
Molecule: messenger RNA, 316 nt
Organism: Funneliformis caledonium
Lineage: Eukaryota; Fungi; Glomeromycota; Glomeromycetes; Glomerales; Glomeraceae
Source: the annotation of a GenBank genome assembly